Cyprinodon variegatus (sheepshead minnow) is the source of this 2563-nucleotide messenger RNA. It is a transcript of the gene tram1, whose product is annotated as translocation associated membrane protein 1. Lineage: Eukaryota; Metazoa; Chordata; Actinopteri; Cyprinodontiformes; Cyprinodontidae. The transcript is spliced from 11 exons. Bases 150 to 1268 code for a protein of 372 amino acids. Gene Ontology annotation, cellular component: endoplasmic reticulum membrane. The record is from RefSeq and is a predicted model, not a curated record. Gene Ontology annotation, biological process: SRP-dependent cotranslational protein targeting to membrane, translocation; protein insertion into ER membrane.
GUGACACGCCAUUCAACAGCAGCCUGGCCCUGUGUCUGCAGGACGCGUUAAGAGCUCAGAAAGAUAACCCCCAUCUGGGAGGCUUAAACCCAGAAAAAAAAAAAAGAAUCGCAUCAGUGUGAAGCGCAACUUCUAUAAACCGCGUCGACAUGGGGAUCAGGAAAAAGAGCAACAAGAACCCGCCGGUGCUGAGCCAUGAGUUUGUGAUCCAGAACCAUGCAGAUAUUGUUUCCUGUGUUGCUAUGGUUUUCCUGCUCGGGCUGAUGUUUGAGGUCACGUCAAAGUUUGCAGUAUUAUUCAUUACUGUCCAGUACAAUGUGACCAUAUCAACAAAUGAGGGCCCGGAGGAGACGGCGGUCAACCACUUCCACCAUGGCAUCAAGGACCUGGCCACCGUUUUCUUCUACAUGCUGGUGGCCAUCAUCAUGCACGCCAUUAUCCAGGAGUAUGUGCUGGACAAACUCAACCGCAAAAAGCACUUCUCCAAAACCAAGCACAGCAAGUUCAAUGAGUCAGGCCAACUCAGCGCCUUCUACUUGUUCUCUUUCGCUUGGGGCACCAACAUCCUUCUAUCUGAAAACUUCCUGUCCAAUCCCGUUGCCCUGUGGGAGGGUUAUCCUCAUACGCUGAUGCCAUUUCAGAUGAAAUUCUUCUACAUUUGCCAGAUGGGCUACUGGUUACACGCUCUUCCAGAGCUGUAUUUCCAAAAAGCAAAGAAAGAGGAUAUUCCUCGCCAGCUUGUGUACAUCUUCCUGUACCUCGUUCAUAUCGCUGGCGCCUACAUUCUGAAUUUGAACCGUCUGGGUCUGGUCCUGCUGGUUUUGCACUAUUUCGUGGAGCUUCUGUUCCACGUCUCGCGUCUCGUCUACUUCAGCAACGAGAACAGGCAGAUGGGUUUCACCAUCUGGGCUGUCUUGUUUGUGAUUGGACGACUGCUCACCCUGUCCCUGUCUGUCCUCACCGUGGGCUUCGGCCUCUCCACUGCUGAAAACCAAGGAUUUGAUUUGGCUGCGGGGAACUUUAACGUUUUCUUUGUCCGGAUGACCGUCCUGUCAGCCAUCUGCUUUACUCAGGCCUUCAUGAUGUGGAAGUUUAUCAACUUCCAGCUGCGUCGAUGGAGAGAGCAUGCCGAGGCCAAGAAUUUGAAAAAGCCUCCUGCUAAGGCUGCUGCUAAGAGCAAGUCGAAGAAAGAUAAAGCCAACGGCGUAAACGGAGUGAGCUCACACGGCGCGGAUUCACCGAGAUCGAGAAAAGAGAAAUCAUCUUAAAGACGUAUUGAGGAGGAGAGGAAAAGAAGAGAAAAAAAAACAUUCCCGUCAGCCUGCCUAAUCCCCUGUAUCUCAAAAGAACCAUCUAUCCCAGGGUCCUCCCGGCUAGCAGUCCAGUGGGUCGGUCUAAAGGGUCCCUGAUCUAAGGGGAUGUGUUUUCACCCCCCCACACAGGACCAACCUGCCAGCUGGAUUUCCUUGGUUCAGAUUUGCUUUGGUUGCCGAUUGCUCAGAAAACCUUAAGCUCUUCCUUCUGUGGUAUCAUUGAAAAACCGACAAAUAAACUGAGGGGAAAAGACCUUAUUUAAGAAGUGCCUACUGGUGUGGAUUGUUUUUUUUUUUUUUUUCGUUAUUGUUUUUUGUACAGUGUAAUUUUACCAAAUCAGGAAUGAUCACUUUAUUUUUUCCCCCCACUUCAGGUCAUUUAGUACUUUGUUAAAAUGCUGUGUUCCUUUUUACCUCACCUUCCUGUCUAUCAUAGAUGACGCCUGUAAAUAGAAAAGAAACUAUCACAUAGGCUUUGGUUGGAAAAGGAGUGUAUAGACCUAGGCAAAGGAAAUGAGUCCAUGUAUGGUCCAGCAUUGUGCAGAACUGCCAGCAAAAAAAAAAAAGAAAUAAAAUUGUAAACUAAUGUAGCAUUCAGUAUGGAAGAGCUUUGCAAUCACAUGUCCGUCACACGUUUCUGUGGAAGUUGUCACAGUUCUAGUUAUGCUGUUAAUGACCCAUUUUGCUUUUUAAUUCUGUAGCUUUAAUUGAGAUAAGAAUGAGGGAGAAAAAGGAAAAAAACAUUUUUUUUUUGUGUGUGAGUUGUCCAUCUUUCCUAAUGUUAAGGUGGAAUGUUCUUAAUGUGUUUGUUCCAUCAUGAAUUAUUUCCUACCUUUUUAAAAAUGCCCACCAAUGGGCUGUUAUUCCGAAUGCGAAUGGCGUAUCUAUAUAUUUUGUUCUAUCCCUUUGUUCCCCUACGGAGUAUUGACUGUGCCAAAUGGCUUUUCCUUACACGCCAUAAAGCAACAGAGGCCAAUCAGCUGUACUUUGUUACCUAAGUAACGCUAAUACAGUGUAGCAAGCCACAAAUAACUAGAGCAGUAUUUGUUUUUUUUGGUUUUUUUAUUUGCCCUGGGGCUAUAUCCUGUAAAGAAAUAAAAUUAUCUCGUUAAAAUGGAUGCUUCUUUUUUUUUAUUUAAUUUUUUGCAGUAGGCGUCCAUUCAAGAGGGAUAUAUUUUCAGUGACCUACAGAGGUGGGUAUUAACUGGUUUAUUUACUUAAGUAAAUUUUUGAAGAAAAAAAAAGGUACU